Messenger RNA from Triplophysa rosa, 2286 nucleotides. It is a transcript of the gene bmp8a, whose product is annotated as bone morphogenetic protein 8a. Gene Ontology annotation, molecular function: growth factor activity; cytokine activity. Gene Ontology annotation, biological process: SMAD protein signal transduction. NCBI's taxonomy places the organism in Eukaryota, Metazoa, Chordata, Actinopteri, Cypriniformes, Nemacheilidae. The transcript has 7 exons. Gene Ontology annotation, cellular component: extracellular region. Bases 647 to 2026 code for a protein of 459 amino acids. The record is from RefSeq and is a predicted model, not a curated record.
AAGAGACUGAGAUCACCCCUGCUCAGAUUAUACAUUCAACGCAUGCAGCACACACGCUGAGGAAAUCAUAACUGUCAAAUGCAUUUCAACUGAACAAAGUUUAGGAGUCUUGGAUAUUUAUACUUGUUGGAUUAGACCUUAUUUAAGCCUGACAUUGAUGGAUUACUGCAAGAAUGUAAUUGAACUUUUUGUUCUACUUUAAUAGAGGAUUGAAUCAUCUCGGAGUUACGAGUCAAAUCUUUUCAAAAGGAGCCAAAGCAGGUGGUGUGUUUUAUCUGGAACCCUUUGAAGAGCUUGAACCUUUGAAGGCUGAUGGCUGUGAGGCCUUUGAUUUGUAUUUAUUGUAACUAAAGACUUUAAUUUCACAUUCUGACAGUGCUCAUUUACUUUUUACUUUCGAAAGUAAAAGUUUCGAAAACAUUGUUUGUGCUCCAUGAGCGGUCUAUAGAUAAUGAGAGAAAGAAAGGAUUGGCUAGUGACAUCAUGUCAAGAGAAGAUCUUAGUAGUAAACAAUGACCGCUUUAACUUCUCCUGUUACUCAAAGUUGAAUUUUUAGACCAGCGUUGUUUAAACAGAUAAAGCGCAAAGACAACUUUAAGGACUGGACAGAUCUUUACAGAAGAAAAAGUAAGGUAAGACGGCAGCAAUGGAACAGAACUCUUCAAACCACAGUGCCACACCACUGGACAAAUAUGAGACUGAGUUUUUACCGUCGUACCGCAGCAGAGGGAGGAAAGAGAACUGUGGCAACGGUGGCAGAAUCCAAAGCCGACAGCGGCUUUUCCCUCUGGCUGUCUUCCUCCCUCUCUGCGCUCUGCUGUGCAUUUGGGGUCAGGUGGAAGGGGUUGCACAUUCCAGCUUUCGUAGGCUGAGCGGUCGGGAAAAGAAGGAGAUGCAGAAGGAGAUUUUGUCUCUUCUAGGGCUGCCCGGGCGACCGAGACCACACCCACCCCUACGCCCUCCUUCUUCUGCCCCACUUUUUAUGCUGGACCUUUACCAUGCUGUGUCAUCUGAGGAUGAUGAUGGACCAGGCUUGGGGUUUAGCCCAGAGGUUGUCAGCCACGCCGCACUGCCCACCUUAAGCACACACACGCCGCCCCUUGGCACGGUGGUCAGUGAGGCAGAUACGGUUAUGAGUUUUGUCAACUUGGUGGAGCAGGAGAAGGAUUUACUCCAGCCUCGCCCUUAUUGGAAAGAGUUCCGCUUCGAUCUGACUCCGCUUCCUCAGGGAGAGACGGUGACCGCCGCUGAAUUUCGUAUCUAUAAAACUCUUCCUGUGGGGUGGCGUGCAAAUCGCACUCUUCAUAUCUCUGUCUAUGAAAUUCAGAGAGAGAAACGAUACAGGGAGCCCGAGUUAGUACUGUUGGACAUGCAGUCUGUGCCCACAGGUCAGGAAGGCUGGUUAGCAUUUGAUGUGACUUCUGCGAGCAAUCGCUGGCUUCUCAAUCCUCGAAGCAACCUUGGUAUCCGUCUUUAUGUGGAAACCGAGGAAGACCGCUCAUUGUCUGCCGGGUGGGUGGGUCUUGUUGGCCGUCGAGGGCCACGCUCUAAGCAGCCCUUCAUGGUGACGUUUUUCAGAGCAAGUCAAGCCCCCUGCCGCCCACCUCGCGCUGUGAGACACAACAAUCCUCGCAAGAAAAAGCCAAAGUAUGACCUGCCACACCCCAACAGACCCGGCAUAUUUGACCAAAAUCAUGCCAGCAGUGGACGCCAGGCCUGUAAAAAACAUGAACUCUACGUCAGCUUCAGUGAUCUUGGUUGGAGGGAUUGGGUUUUGGCCCCUCCAGGAUACUCUGCGUAUUACUGUGAUGGUGAAUGUGACUAUCCUUUGAGUUCCUGCAUGAAUGCCACAAACCAUGCCACGAUCCAGGCUCUGGUUCAUCUUUUAAAGCCAAAUGAAGUGCCUAAGGCCUGCUGUGCUCCAACCAAACUCAGCCCUAUCUCUGUGCUCUUCUACGAUGACAACAACAACGUCAUUCUCAAAAAACAUCGAAAUAUGGUAGUCAAGCACUGUGGCUGCUUAUAACUCCCAUACAGUAUUGCUCGUUCAUUCAAGUUAAAAAUCUUUGAAGCACCAUUUUAGCCACAUACAAGUGCCCUAAUCUCAAAUCUGUCCUGAUGGUAUAUAGGCAUAUUCGUUGUAUGCAUGACAGUUAUGCUGUGUACAUGCAAUGUAUCCAAUUAGAAUAAAAAUAUUUGUUGCUUUUUCAUAACAGAAGGUGCUAUAUUAUAUUAUACGCUAUUAUAGCUAUGCCUCGCACAUGCAGACAUUCUUUGGAUUGUCUU